AUGGUCAUCGAGAAUGACAGGGCCAUGAUAGUAAUGGAAUUGGUGCCAGGCGGUGGACUUGACCACUAUCUCCAAAAAAAUACAGUCAGCACAGAAGAUCGAUGUUCGUACGCAUUUGACGUAUCACUUGGUUUGUACUACCUUCACAAUAAGCGGUGCAUGCAUAGAGACCUGGCAUGCAGAAACUGUUUAAUUGAUAAUCAGAGGAACAUUGUUAAAAUAUCAGAUUUCGGUUUAUCCAAGCAAGCAGACAAGUAUAGAAUACGAGGAUCUGAAAGGAUACCGGUGAAAUGGCAGGCUCCAGAAGUGGUGGCCACGUUGCUUUACACAAAAGAGUGUGAUGUCUACUCUUACGGAAUUCUGGUUUGGGAGAUUUUCAAUGACGCAAAACAACCUUUUGAUGAAUAUUCUAAUAAAACCGUCAGGCAACGGCUGUCUGAGCCAAAAUUCCGGCCGCCGUUGUCGAAUGUUAUGCCUAUGGAAAUAAGAAUAAUUGUUGCUGCUUGCUGGAACCCAGUCCCAGAACAGAGACCACUCAUGAAAGACGUGGCAUGGAUCCUCAAAAAGUUCAUCAGACAUACG
This is a messenger RNA of Ostertagia ostertagi, 582 nucleotides long. Lineage: Eukaryota; Metazoa; Nematoda; Chromadorea; Rhabditida; Trichostrongylidae. The record is from the annotation of a GenBank genome assembly.